This is a messenger RNA of Chiloscyllium plagiosum (whitespotted bambooshark), 2076 nucleotides long. RefSeq names its product homeodomain-interacting protein kinase 4-like. Lineage: Eukaryota; Metazoa; Chordata; Chondrichthyes; Orectolobiformes; Hemiscylliidae. Gene Ontology annotation, cellular component: nucleus; cytoplasm. Gene Ontology annotation, biological process: peptidyl-serine phosphorylation; peptidyl-threonine phosphorylation. The record is from RefSeq and is a predicted model, not a curated record. Gene Ontology annotation, molecular function: protein serine/threonine kinase activity; ATP binding; protein tyrosine kinase activity.
AUGUCUGUAAUGUACUCUGACACUGAUGUCUAUGACGUCAUUACUGUUUUAGGGAAAGGAACAUUUGGAGAAGUGGCAAAAUGUUGGAAAAGGGGCUCCAGCCACUUUGUGGCCAUAAAGAUCAUCAAGAACUACACCUUCCGGAAAGGAGUCAUCAAGUGCGAGUUAAAAAUGCUGCGAAUGCUGGGAACUGUCAAUUCGGACAAGUUCCACAUUGUCCGUUUUUUUGAGUCCUUUAAUGAUGACACCAAGUUGUGCCUGGUGUUCGAACUCCUGGAGCAGAGUUUAUAUGAGUAUCAGAGGGAAAACAAUUUUGUCCCUCUGCCAACCAAGCACAUUCGGUCGAUCACCAAACAGGUUCUAAUUGCUCUGCAGAAACUGAAGGAGCUCUCUAUUGUCCACACGGACAUCAAACCUGAAAAUAUCAUGCUUGUUGAACAGGCUCAAUUUCCUUUCAAAGUCAAGGUGAUUGAUUUUGGUUCAGCCUGUGUAUUGUCUGAAAUUCAGCAAAUUAAAGAACCAUACAUUCAGUCGAGAUUUUACCGAUCCCCUGAGAUCUUGCUGGGAUUACCAUUCUGCGAAAAGUUGGACAUGUGGUCCCUUGGCUGUGUUAUUGCGGAGCUGCACCUGGGCUGGCCCAUCUACCCUGGCACAAAUGAGUAUGACCAGAUCAGGUAUAUUGUUGAAACCCAGGGGCUCCCGAGUGACCACCUGUUGGAGGUAGCCAGAAAAACCCACCAUUUCUUCAAAAAAGCUCGUCAACUUAAUUCCACCUACCAGUGGACACUGAAAACAGUGGACGAAUAUCAAGCAGAGACCAUGCUACAGCCACUGGAGACCAGAACAAGAAGCAUCCAUUCACUUGACCAGCUUGCAACCAUCAACCAGAGCAAAACUGUGUUCCCAGACAAGGAGCUCAAAGCUGAAUUAUUUGAUCAGAUGGCCAUGGUGUCACUCAUAAAGAAGAUUCUCACCUACGACCCAGGGCAACGUCCUGCCCCUAAUGUCGCCUUAAAGCAUCCUUUUAUCACCAUGAAAAAGCUCAAAUCCAAAUACAAACAUACCAUGUAUUACCAGGCGUCAAGACAAGCUCUCUGUGCAGCUCUACGCUACGAUGAAUGUCCAAAUGAAAAGGAGGCUCUGUGCUGUCAUCGACUCAAACAGAGUUGUCACUUCAGUAGUGAGUCAUACCCACAGGUCCAUAGGCAUCAAAAGCCUCAAGUCGCCAAUCAGCAGGUAGAUACUGAUGACUUGGAUGGUACAACUGCCGAUGAUUUCGAGAAACAGGAGGCACAAGACAUGAAAUCUUUUCCGGAAGAGAAGAAGAAUUUGAGCAGUGAUGUGCGGAAGAUAUCGCACUGUCGAUCACGGCAAAACGCCAUUAAGCUGCUGGGGCGAAUGUGGUCCAGACCAAGGAAAUCAGCUCCCACUGAGCAGCCGAAGGAGAGUGUUUCCUCUGUCCCUAUACAGAGAGGGCGGUCAUUAAAACACCAUCAUGGAGAAAGUGGUCUGCUUCUGUCUAAGGAGUGGAGUACGUUAAGUGUUGGCAGCUGGUCUCCCCUUCUCUGUAACAGUGAAAACGCAGCAUCCCUUGGAGUUUCUGAGAAAGAGCAACUCAACUGUAACUCCAGCAAAGCUCAGGAAGGAAAUAGAAACACAACCAUUGGAACUGAGAACCAUUCUGCAGGUGGAAUUGAGAUUGCUGACAAAGCAAAAUGUGAAAUCCAGACGCUGAAAGAUUUCAACAGGCAGGAUAGUGUUGGAAAGCACUUCCUAAAACGAAAGGACCUAAAGCUGGCUGGAUUGCACCCAGGGGAGAGAAUAACUGAGAGGUAGAAUGAGAGGAGAUCACUGCAACACUGCAGGCAGCUCCGAAGGGCUGCUGGUAUUCGAAUGUUAGGAGGACUCCUUGUUAAUAAUCAUUCGUGUCCUGAGGAACUCGCUUUCUGUAUUUUGAUUUCAAAAGCCCCUAGUGUCCAAGAUUUUUUAAAAGAAAGCUGAAGAAUUUGCACUUUUUAUAUAAAAGUAAUCCUUUUCUAUUUAAUGACUAUAUAUAUGUAUGUGUGUUAGUCAUGG